Molecule: messenger RNA, 471 nt
Organism: Acipenser ruthenus (sterlet)
Lineage: Eukaryota; Metazoa; Chordata; Actinopteri; Acipenseriformes; Acipenseridae
Product: cation channel sperm-associated auxiliary subunit TMEM262-like
Exons: 2
Coding region: 94-471 (125 amino acids)
Source: RefSeq, a predicted model, not a curated record
UCCAGUUUCUCCAAAACCAGUUUGCCGUGUACCAACCCAUUAAACCAGUAAGAAUCAUUUAAGCCUUUUGCUGUUGAACUGUUUACAUGCGUGAUGCUGGUUCUGCCGCGACUGCCCCGCUGGACGAGGCGGUCAUUACGGUCCUGUCCUUGGCUCGACUCCCCGCUGGUUGCGGCGUGUAAGAGGCGGGUGUUCACCGUUUCGCUGCCGAAGAAAGACGUUUACACCGGGCUGUCCCUGGCUCUGUUCGUGCUGCACUUCGGGGUCCUCCUGAGCGAUCUCACCCAGCACCAGGUGGCGCAAACAGCGGAGCGCUCCAGCCACAGAUACACGGUCACGCUUAUGCUGUCCCAUGUGAUGAGUUUCUACCUGUCUCUGCUGGGCUCGGUGUACUCCCUGCAGACUGGGGCCCGGAGGCUGAGCGUUGUGGCCCUCGUAUCAACCUGCAAGUACUGCCGGGGGCUCCGCUAG